This is a messenger RNA of Prorocentrum cordatum, 378 nucleotides long. The record is from the annotation of a GenBank genome assembly. NCBI's taxonomy places the organism in Eukaryota, Dinophyceae, Prorocentrales, Prorocentraceae.
GUGGGCUCGAGGCACAGAGUGCGCUCAAAAGGGCACGGAGGGGGCGCUCGGGCCGUGGUGCGCUGAGGCCGAGAGGCGGGCCCUCCACGCUGGCACCACCCAGACUCAGGUCAGGGCUGCGUGCCUGGAGCUCGUCGGACAGCCCGGAGUGGCGGUCGCGUGCGACCAGACGGGGCGGUGCGAGCAGCUGUUCGACAGGGUGUACACCACCGCGGCGGCAAGCGCCCGCGGCCAGAGUCCAGAGCGCUUCGAGAGAACCGGGCGGUUGCGGAAGUGGCCACGGGACGGCUGCACGAGAGCAGGCAGGUGGCUGGCGAGACGCGCGCGGGAGAGCGUGCGGAGCGGCCACGUCCACCCGGAGUGCUGCACGGGGCGGAG